AUGCAAAAAAAAAAGAUAGAACAAGUCCGGGAAGAGGCAGUAACAAAACAAGACAACCAUGCUUUCAAACAUGCAGCACAAUUCACCCUUUCACAGCAUAUCACAGCAAUUGAACCACUCAUCCUACAAUUAGUGAACGAAACUCUACAUGCUAUCCCACUCCCAGAACUCCCUAUGACAGAUAUCGAGUUGAAGCUACUUCAACAACUCGACCAAAAGCAUUUCAACGUUCAAUCUCCAAUAAACCUUAGAGCCCUACAACUACUUACCUGCACACAUCCUAACUAA
Molecule: messenger RNA, 288 nt
Organism: Dentiscutata erythropus
Lineage: Eukaryota; Fungi; Glomeromycota; Glomeromycetes; Diversisporales; Gigasporaceae
Source: the annotation of a GenBank genome assembly